AUGAGUGACCGCAUGUCGGUAUCGUCCGGGACCACCGGCGUGGCCAGUAACCCGCCCAGUCAUCUUCCAUACCAGAACUACAAUUACAACACCGACUCAAACCCGGGUACCGCUGCUCACACUGUCCACCAACAACACCAACAACAGCCACAAAACUACUACAACCCACCCACAUACUUCUACCCCUCAAGCCACAUCCACAACCAACCGCUUUUGGCGCCCCAUCCUCUAUCCCACCAUCCGCACAUGCCCACGCCAUACAUGUCUUCCCCAGCACCACCACCACCUGUCCAGACAUCUCCCUCUCUGACAGCCACCCUCCUCGCCUCCUCGUCGCACCAACUCACCCUCGCAACAGAGCACCCAUUCCUCCGCCUCGCGGGCCAAGGCCAGCUCCCCGUGGCCACCCUCUCGCGCUGGCUGUCCCAAGACCGCCUCUACGCGCAAUCCUACAUCGGCUUCAUCGGGAGCCUCAUCGCCCGCGUCGACCUCCCUAACACUUACGUGGCCGACAAAUCGACCUCCCUCCGCUGGCGGCUCGUGCAGUGCCUGACCAGCGCGCUGCAGAACAUCCAUACGGAGCUGGCCUUUUUCGCGACCACAGCGGCCACGUACGGCUUGGACUUGGAGGCCCCCUCGCGUGGCCACAUGUUUGCCCCCGACCCCGCCACGAAGCAGUACAUGGACCUGUUCCGCGCGUUCUGGACGGAUCCCAGCAUGAGUCUCCUCGAGGGCAUGGUCGUCCUGUGGGCCACGGAGACGGUAUACCUGCGUGCGUGGACGUACGCGCGGUCGUUUUCGAACGAGGUCACGAGUUCAAGUGGUCUGAGGCAGCAGCAGAGGAUCGAAUUGGAGGACGGGGAGCGGGAGCGGGAGAUGGCCCGAAAGUCCAAGGCCUUUUCAGCCUUUUCCUCCUCCCUCUCCGACGGCGUCAUGUCCGAGCUGGAAGGCAGUGAGGUUGCCACAAACACGGCGUUGAGCGGGACGACGACGGGCGUUGCGAAUCAGAGCGACGCUGCCGACGACCACCAGCGCCACGGUCCCGCUCACUCGACGGAUCUCGACGGCGGGGCUCUACGCGACGCCUUCAUCCCCAAUUGGACGAGUCGCGAGUUUGAGGGCUUUGUGGCGGAGAUUGCAGAGUUGACGGACCUAUUAGCCGAACGGGAGGACGCUGUCAACAGAAAGUUGGACGUCUACAAGGCUGUGUGGAGGCAUGUGCUUGAUGUGGAGAGGCGGUUUUGGCCGGAUGUCGGUGUCGGUGUCGGUGGCGGGGUGGCGGAUUGA
This is a messenger RNA of Cladophialophora yegresii CBS 114405, 1287 nucleotides long. RefSeq lists its product as uncharacterized. The coding region runs from base 1 to 1287 and encodes 428 amino acids. The record is from RefSeq and is a predicted model, not a curated record. Lineage: Eukaryota; Fungi; Ascomycota; Eurotiomycetes; Chaetothyriales; Herpotrichiellaceae. The transcript has a single exon.